AUGGGACUGUGCCGCACGAGCAUUCUUGUUACAUCUAGUUGGAUGCAAGAGUUGGAUAGAUGUGGCAGAUACGCCUGGGGCGUUGCUGCGCUUGCUUACCUGUAUGAGCAGCUCGGAGAUGUCAGCCUUGCUACGACAAGACAAAUGGCUGGAUAUAUGACUCUUUUACAGAGUUGGAUUUAUGAGCAUUUCCCUGAUAUGGGAAGGAGGCGUGUGCUGUCAUCUUAUAUUGAAGACAAACCUCGUGCAACACGAUGGGAGAUCUGGAGACAUGGGUGUAGCCUAGUAGAGGCGAGAGCACAUUUGGAUAGACUAACAUAUGAUGGGGUGAUCUGGUCCCCAUAUGAGUCUCAUCGAGGUAAUCGUCCGUUUUUGGUCAUUGCUUUAUUUUCUGGGUGGAUUAGACUUGGUGACAUGGUUCAACGACAUCUGCCUGAACGCGUAUUGAGGCAGUUUGAGUUUGAGCAGCCCAUCCCACGGACACCAGAUGUUAUUACAAAGGUUGACAUUGAGACCAUUUAUGGUAUUUGGGUGCACUUUAGACCGCAAGUUAUAUCCCAUGUCAGACCGACGUCAUCUCCAUAUGAUUGUGUUGAGGGAUACCUGCAGUGGUUUAGACGAGUAUCCCAUCCGUACAUGAUUCCUGGUGCUGACUUGGAUCGAAUGACUCUUGCACCCCGACUUCGACGACAUAUUCCAGAUGACGUGUCAGUUCGUCGUAAAUCACCUUCUGAAUUUGGGGUGUUAGGUAAUUUGAGACGCAUAGUCACAAUCUUACAAACAAUGAUUUCUUAUUGUGACGUAAGUGAGGGUACUAUAGCAUAUGAUCGUACUAACGAGGCAUUACAACUCGCUCAUGCCUUAGUUAAAGAACAAAAGGGCAACAACAAAGGAGGUAGACAUGUACGGAGUAGACAAUCAUCUUGAUGUGGAUAACAAUUUUUAUUUCUAUGCUUUUGGUUGAUUAUGACUUAUUUAAUAUUUUGAUUUGUGACACUUGAUUUAGCUAAUUAAACAAUUUGGUCCAUUUUUCCAUGCUUACCAUAAUAAUGGAAAGGAUGUGAGUUUUUA
This is a messenger RNA of Vigna umbellata (rice bean), 1071 nucleotides long. The record is from RefSeq and is a predicted model, not a curated record. NCBI's taxonomy places the organism in Eukaryota, Viridiplantae, Streptophyta, Magnoliopsida, Fabales, Fabaceae.